This is a messenger RNA of Penaeus vannamei (Pacific white shrimp), 4347 nucleotides long. It is a transcript of the gene Ras64B, whose product is annotated as ras-like protein 2. Gene Ontology annotation, biological process: Ras protein signal transduction. Gene Ontology annotation, molecular function: GTPase activity; GDP binding; GTP binding. The record is from RefSeq and is a predicted model, not a curated record. Gene Ontology annotation, cellular component: plasma membrane. Lineage: Eukaryota; Metazoa; Arthropoda; Malacostraca; Decapoda; Penaeidae.
AGUGACCGUCAGUGUACGAACAAGUGAGGCGGUGAGUGGUUGUGCGCGUAGUGCUCCUGACAAUACAUUUCCAAUCAUGAGGAAGAAGAGCCCAAAGAAGGAACAAAGCCCCAUGUCACAGAACUACAAGAUUGUAGUUGUAGGAGGCGGAGGUGUAGGGAAAUCCGCAAUCACCAUCCAGUUCAUACAGAGUUACUUCGCGACGGACUACGACCCGACCAUAGAGGAUUCCUACACAAAGCAGUGUGUCAUCGACGACCUGGUGGCCAAACUGGACAUUUUGGACACAGCUGGUCAAGAAGAGUUCAGUGCCAUGAGAGAGCAGUACAUGCGAUCUGGUGAAGGGUUUUUGCUAGUUUUCUCCGUCACAGACAGAAAUAGCUUUGAUGAAUUGCCUCGUUUCCACAAGCAAAUUCUCCGAGUGAAGGACCGUGACGAGUUCCCCAUGUUGAUGGUCGGCAAUAAGGCAGAUCUCGAGCACCAGAGAGUGACAAGCACAGAGGAGGCUCACACCCUUGCGCGCCAACUGAAGAUUCCAUACAUUGAAUGCUCGGCCAAAAAUCGUACUAAUGUAGACCAGUCAUUUUACGAGUUGGUGAGAAUAGUGCGGAAGUUCCAGGCUGCAGAACGCCCACCAGCUAAAAUGGCUGCAAAGAAGAAUAAAAAGAACUGUAUCAUUUUCUGAAGUUGUGUUUACAGAAUACUUGUUAAAUACUAAGGAUAAAUGUUAUUAUGCCAAAUGAUACUCUGUGUUAGCAUUGGUGAUUGUAAUGUAACAGCCAAGUAAGGAUUCAACAUAAAACCUUAUGUAGACAGUGAAAGCAUCAGUUAUUUGAAGAUUUUUAAUUUUUCAUAUUGUGUCUGGCAUUUAUCUAGUUUAAUCGCAUUGUUGCACCAAUGAACUUAAACAGGGUUUAUGAUUUUUUUAAGCGACUAUUAUUAUUUCCCUUCAAAUGGUGUCCCAACAUACAAAUGGUGUAGUAUUGCAUGUGAAACUUGAAUUCCUGAAAAAGUAAACUUUUGCAUUAGACAGUAGCACAGAACCAACAGAACAUGUCCUUAGAUAUGUGUUUGAGAUCAUCAGUACAGGGUUAGGUAGAAUGGAGCAAGAGACCUUCUGCCACUAAGGCUAGGGUAGUCAUUGCUGUAGUGUAGCUAGAACGUUAAUCUGCUGCAGUUAUUGCUAUUGAAGAGUGCCAAUAAUUUUGAAUUAUAAAGGGAUUUUUUCCCCCAUUGAUCAGCGACUCUUAGUUUACUUUUGUACAGUAGUUUUAUAAUUACUUGUUAUCUCUUCAGGCAUUGUAAUUAGAAAUUUGUAGCAGUAAUGUUCAUAAAUUGUUUUGAUGAAAAUUUUAGUCAUGUUGAGACAUAUUCCUUAAACACCUUUAGAUGCGGUUAGGAAUAUUAUAUACAAGAUUUAACAAAGAAGUGUUGAUAUGUGAUUCAGGUGUAUCAUAUAUGUAUUUUAUGUAAUUAUUAUUACUGUUUCAGUUGAAAUAUUCUUAAUAAAUGAAAAAAAAUUAUUGAAGUGUGCUUCCAUUACACAUGCAUUUCCCUAGGGCAUGCAUUUUCUUGUUACUGAUGGUCUGUUUCAUUUUGGAGCCUUUCUUGUACACAAUUUCAUGUAAAAUAGUGCUUCAUGAUAUUGCAUUUUUAUACUAUCUCCAUCAAAGUUUACAUUUGAGCCUUAACUUGUACAAAAUAAGUAUCAAGUCUUUAUGGAGAUUUUUCGCUCAUGUAAGCAGGAAGCACUUAGCAAGUAAAAGAAGUGAAAUGGCACGAAUGCCCACAAAAAUGGUGAUGAAAUCUAGAGAUUAUUACCCGGUAAUCUGUAAACAUUGUAUAUAGAACUAACAGCUUUUGAAAUUAAAUACUUUUAAGAAGAAAAGCACUGGAUCCAGUUUCAAAUGGCAAUCACUUCAGCAGUAUGACAGUAGAUAAAAUGAAUUAUUUUUUUGGUGAUUGCACAAAGCGAAAGGGAACAAAAACAGAAAAAUGUAUACUAUUAUUACUUUUCUUUCUUUUUUUUUCCUGUAGGAAGUAUAUAAAGGCAAAUUUAAAAUCUGGAGUAAUUUUGAAAAAGAAGCUUCAGUUUAUCUACUCAGGAAUACAUUACAAAGUUGAUCUUUCAAGGUAACUGGCAUUUAAGAAUAAAUGAUAACAUGUAAUUCUUGUUAUUACUAUGAUGACUAGUUUUUUUAUUAUUACUAUUAACUUUACUAUUAUGAUUCUUAUUUUUAUCUUUGUCAAUGUUAUUUUAUUAUUUCUAAAUGUACUUUAUAAGCCCAUAUGUAGAGUGGUAGAAGUUUCUUGUAGGAAAAUUUAGAAGAGGACUGUACAAGUGUUCUUUGGGGAAAUAAGGAGAUAAGACUCGGACAAGAAGUAAAUGUGUUUUUAUUUCAUUUAAAACUACAAAAGGUGGGAAUGAUUUCUAAAGAGUAUAUUACACGGUGCUUGGAGUUUUGAUCAUGCCUGUGUUUUUGUGUUUUGAGAAGAUUGAUGCAUAUUCCAUGUAGAUAGAUAGAGAUUCUUUUCUGAAAAUAGAAAUUAUGGACCUAAAGUAUUAAGUAAUUAUUUUUACAAUUCUGUGGAUGUGGAUUUGUGUUCCUACCAAUCGGGAAGUGUGAAAUUAUUUACUUAAAAGAUUUUAUCACAUUUGAAAAUUAUUAUUAUUAUUUUUUUUUUUUAUGUUCUAGCUAGAAUACAUUGGUUUUGUGGUUUUCUUUUUCAUGUUAAAUGUUUUGAAGCAUAAAAGAAAAUCUUUUGAUAUAAGUUUUGAUACAUAUAUAUAUAUAAAUAUAUAAAGGUCAAGACUUUAUACAACCUUUUUUCUAAAAAUGAAAACAGCAAAUCCAGUUUUUUGCACAAGCUUUCUUUAUGAAAUGUGCUGGGAAUAUUUUCUUCAGGUGUAUGUGUUGAGGAUUAAUGUCACUUUGAUAAUGUGUCAAUGUAUAUACCAAGUUGUGGAUGAUAGGUUGCAAUCUAUGCGUGUAUAUGACAGAUAAUACUGAAAAAGGAUAAUGCUGAAGAAGCCUUCACAAUUUAGAUCCAAAAAUUGAUGCUAUGAUGUAGGUUUAUUUGUUAUUUGAUUUUGAGACAAGUGCAUGAAGAGAUCCUUAAUCUGUAAAUAAUUACAGGAGGACAAAGUUUAAGCACAAACGCACUGAGAGAAGUUUUAAAAAAUGUUUCUAAUUUUUUUUAUUAUGAUUUAUUUUAUAAAAAGUAAUCAUAAAUGCUUUCACAGUGUAUACCUGAAUUACUUUAACUUUUAUGUUUUCAGAAUGUGCUGUGUCAGGAUUUUAUUUUAGUAAUUUUUGCCUAUCCAGACGGCAGUUUCACAAAGGCUGUAUUUCACCUCAUAGCCAAUUUUUUCCAAUAUAUCAACCUCAUGUGUUCAUUUUCUUAAGGCUUUUAACUUGUAAAUGAUGAUUAACAUUAUUUCCCACCUAAGGUUGCAUUUAUAUAAAAAGUAAAACUUUCCUUGGUAUAUAUAGUCAACAAAGUCAUAGAUUCAUUACCAAUACUUGAAGCAAUUAAAAUGUGUGAACAGAAAACAGAGGAAAGUUGAUACACAUCUUUAUACAUUUUCUAAGGAAACACUAUUCAUUGUGUAAUAUCUUGUUGCAAGAAGAGGAUAUUACUCAAUAAUUGCCUGACCAUUACUCUUUCUUCACUAAAAGGUGCAAUGAAUGGUACAAACCAAAGGAUCACACUCACUAUUAAAUAUAUUGAUGUCUUAUGCAACCAUUAAUGUAUGUGUGUUUGGACAAAUUAGUAAUUAAUGAAACCAGGGAAGGUGUGGGGGGUGGGAAGGGGUGUGUAUGUAUUGUAGAAAACUCAAGAAGAUCGAUGUUGAGGGAUUAACUAUUGCUCUCUUUAAAAGGUCUAUGCAAGUCCCUCUCGUAAUCUUUUAGAAUUUGUGGUUGUCUAAUCCAAAGUCUUCUUCCUUUGAGGAAAGCUUUUGUUAUUUUCAAUAUUCUUCUGUAUUAGCAUGGCUGGUAUUUUAAUGUGAGUACCCACUUAUUUUUAAAAAGUCCAUCAAAACUCUUCAUAGUAAGAUGGUACUAUGGUUACUAUUGGUUAGUUAGCUGUGGUCUUCAAAAGAUUCUAAACAUAUAAUUUAAGUUUCGCUGGUUCUCGUGCUUGAGCAUAGUUUUUGUUUAUUUUUUAUUCAUGUAUGAUAAAAAUUUUGUUGCACAAUUUUCCAAUGGGUAUGUGGGCAGCUUUAUUGCUAUGAAGACACAAUUUUUAUGUUAUGUGCUUCAGUCUAUGUACAUGAAGGCUGCUUGUUUUUUUUAUCAUUAAAGAUGACUGUAUAGAUUUUUCCUAAAUAGAAAUAAUCAUGAA